AUGCCUGAACAAGGCCUGCACCACCAGCACGGGUACUAUAGACAUACUGCGGUGUUGAGUAAGUUUUCGUUAGGGAAACUAUGCAGGGCACAUCGGUCUUCAGAUGCUGUGCCCGUUUUAACCUGCAAUAUAGGUCUAGAUGCCUUGCGUCAAUCAGAGCAAGAGGGCUUUGUUCGUGCCGCAAAUAACUUUUUAGGGAAUCACCAUUAUAAUCUUAUUAAAUACAACUCUAUCAUAUUAGACGACGAAGGCCGACAGGCACACUUGGAAGCAGAUCUGUGGAACGGGGAGACACUUGAAAAGUUUGUGUGGGAGACUCGCAAGGCACACAACGGUCUACCAGAGGCUGAUGUGUGGCUCAUUAUUGCACAGGUAGUGAGUGGGAUCCACUUUUUGUGCAGCACACACAACUCUGAUGAGGUCUUUGCAAUCCUUUCCCCACAGACAAUCAUCAUAUGUGAUAACUGCUGCCUGAAGCUAUGCGUGUAUGGUGAGUGGAUCAAGUACUGUCACACUCUCUAUAACGAUAAGACAACCGGGCAAUCUCUUAUUUUGGAUGAGCUACAUAGAUUGAUAUUAUAUUUGACCGGCAACCUUAUUGACACAUACAGUGGAGCUCUUCAGGACUUCUAUGCUGGCUGCAAGCACCAUAGUACCUCACUGAGAACCAAGACGCUUGGACUCAUAAGGUGCCCGGAGAUACAACAUGCUCUUGUCGUAGCCAGGAGCAACGCAGGGCUGGUGCUACGCCUACCACCCAGGCCUGUGCACCCUCACGCUACGUACCCAACAGAGGAACCGGGUGACGCUAAGGGCAGCAACAGCACAUCUCUGCGGAGCCCUUCAAGUUCUGAUGCAGAAGACGCUGCGUCGAUUGCUGAGUUCUGUGGUAAUGCAAAAGAUGCUUCGAUGCUGAUAGACAUGUAUUCGUCACCCGGUUGUGAUAUCGGGCUUCUUACUCUUGAGGCCAUGGUGUGUGUAGGUGAUCUGCAAGGAGUGAGAGAUGUCGCUUGGAUCAUGCUACAGCGUGGUCUGGUAUCUGAGGUGUUUCAGCUAGCACUCUCAAUGAAGAAUGGAGACAUAAUUGCUACAAUCAUAGACUUUGCUGAAGAACACAAACUGCGUCUGCGACUACCUGUGCAACAAGCAGUGUUUUCUGACAGCCAAACAAACCUCAUACGCGCAGCUCAAACUAAGGAGAAGGGCUUUCAGUUAUCGCAGGAAGAUAUGUCGGAUAUGGGGAAGAUAUACGGGUCCAAAACAAGCUGCUACUGUACGGCAUUGAUGACUGCGGCCUUUUACGGCAAUGAUGAGGCAGUGGUUCAGCUGCUCGGUGAGCUGGGAAUCUAUGACUACUAUGGUCUGACCGCACUUCAAUAUGGAUGCAUAAAUGCAUCGUGGUCUCGCCUACGAUACUUGAUUCCAGAGAUGAAAAUGAGCAGGGUGACAUGGCUGAUGGUUUAUGCAGCACUGGGAGACGUUGAUAACGUACAGAAAUGCAUCGAAGAACUACAUGGCCAAACACACUAUGGUUAUACUGCACUUAUGUUUGCAGCUAGCAACAAUCACAUUGAUUGCGUGAAGUUACUCCUUCAAGAGGCAGGGUCCAAGACCCAGAGUGGGCGGACAGCACUCAUUCUGGCUGCGCUACAAGGCCACGUGGCAUGUGUGCAGGCCCUGUAUCCUCUUGAAAAGGAUCUUCUGACGAAUGGUGGCGGAACCGCCUUGAUGGCUGCGGCCGAGGGACAAUCUCUGGAGUGUGGUAGGUGCCUUAUUAAACAGGCCGGAAUGCGAAGUCGGGAUGGAUAUACGGCUAUCAUGUGGGCCGCCCAGACCGGCUCUGCAGGGCUUGUGAAGUUGCUCUUGGAAAACGAGGCUGGUUACCAAAACAAGAGUGGCUGGUCUGCACUGAUGCUAGCAACCGUGAAUAAUCACUGGGAGUGCGUAGAGCUUCUUGCUCCUCGGGAAGCAGGACUACUACGGCCAGGAAAGCACACGGCUCUUAUGCUAGCUGCGGAAUGUGGAUACCACAAGUGCGUUGAGAUCCUCUUACCCUACGAGAAAAGAAUGCAGAACACAGAUGGAUAUACUGCUUUAAUGUAUGCAGCUGACGGGUGCCACGUAGAGUGUGUUUCGGCCCUUGCAAGGUACGAGUUUGACAUAAAAGACGCUGCUAAAAGAACGGCCCUCAUGCGCGUACGUAAGCGCGUAAGUGACCCCUCGUUCGCUAGAAAGGAUGAUGCUCAAGACUGCCUUGAUAUUCUCACUGAGUUACUAAAACCGAAGUCUAUGCUUCCAGAGAAUUUAAUGCCUUUAGCAGAUUAA
Giardia duodenalis is the source of this 2325-nucleotide messenger RNA. Its product is annotated as Ankyrin repeat protein 1. NCBI's taxonomy places the organism in Eukaryota, Fornicata, Diplomonadida, Hexamitidae. Bases 1 to 2325 code for a protein of 774 amino acids. The transcript has a single exon. The record is from RefSeq and is a predicted model, not a curated record. Gene Ontology annotation, molecular function: protein binding.